AUGCCACCGCUUUGCAACAAGUGCCAGUCAAUCUUUGAUCAUUGGAAUGGCCGUAAUCACUGGAAGGAACGAAGACCAGAUCAUUUGCAUCACACCGUCCCAGGGCUCCAGGACUCGGCUCGUGGCGGUUGUCACGUUUGUAUUCUGCUGCUCGGGGGAAUUGAGGAACACACGCUUCGUGAGAUUUGGUCGAAAUGGCCAGAUGAAGAGGCUGUUGUUGAAGUACGGGAAUGGAUUGGCGAAGAAGGACAUUUUGCCGUUGACCUAAUUUGGAGAUCUUCACCAGGUCAUAGAGCAGCAGGAAAUGUUGCGCUUGUCAGAGCUCACGAGAUGGACGUAAGUGAUAAUGUCGGAAAUAUUGCCAGAAGUACCGACAGCGAGGAAAGUUGGACUCUGGUAAACAAUUGGCUUCAUGGAUGCCUGUCAAACCAUGCGAGCUGCUCUAUUCAUUACCUGGAGCAGAAACUGCCCACUCGUCUCGUAGCGGUAGGUUCCACAGACGUUGAUCUACGCCUCACUUUAACAGCCAAUCUGCCAGGUGAUACACCGUACUUGACUCUCAGUCAUUGCUGGGGUGGACUAGAGUUCAAGAUGCUUCUAUCGGACAAUCUACGAUCCCUACUCCAGCAUAUUCCAGCAAAUGAGUUCCUUACCAAAACCUUCCACGAUGCCAUAACAAUUACUCGGCGGCUAGGAUUCAAAUACAUUUGGAUUGACUCACUGUGUAUCAUCCAAAAUGACAACAACGAUUGGGAGAGAGAGGCCGCUCUUAUGGGGAAUGUUUACGGAGGUUCGUCACUGAAUCUUGCAGCGGUAGAUGCUCCAAAUGGGGAUGUAGGGUGCUUUUUUCAUCGCUACUCUACCAACGUGGAAGCGUGUAAAAUCCAGAUCUCAAAUUUUGAGAGCAGAUCCGCAAGAGAGACGUGGAAUUGUGUCCCGAAACGUUUUUGGCCCAAUUUGACGUUAGACACGGUGCUCGGAUGUCGUGGAUGGGUGUUCCAGGAGACCGUCCUUGCUCCCCGUACACUAUACUUGGGUUCGCGCCAACUAGCCUGGGGGUGCCGCAAGACAGAAGCUUGUGAAACAUUCCCUGUGCAGAUUAACACAGGGCAUAUUUCCCCAGCGGCAACUAUUGAAGCCUGGUCGCGGACAAAUCUACUCGACGCCUGGGAUACGAUCAUUAGUGAUUAUCCCAGACGCGCUUUGUCAUUCCCCAAGGACAAAUUCAUUGCUCUCUCGGGUGUUUCGAGACUCUUCGCGACCAAGUUUGACGCCUCCUUUGUGGCAGGACUCUGGAGGAAGGACGACGGUGACCUCGAGCGUCAGUUGGUAUGGCUCGCCGAAAGCCAAGUUCAGGACCGCCCAAAACAUUAUCAAGCGCCUUCAUGGUCGUGGGCAUCAGUUGAAGCGGAAGUCGCAUUACCUCCAGGUUUAGCAGACACACAAACGGGAUUCGUCGUGCUUGUGGCUGUCAAGGACGUUUCGGUGACGCUGUGUACACACGACCCGUUUGGACAAAUCAGCGACGGCUUCCUCAUCAUUCAAUGCAGAGCUCCGGUGCGCGUUUCUGCGCAACAACACCUAGACACAAGAUGGUGGUUAGUCGCAAUGGGAGAUGCAAAAUUUUACGCUCGGGUGUACCCAGACAGUCGACCUCACAAACUUGACGGUGAACUGCUCUUUUUACCAAUUCUUAGUUCCAAUCUCGAAAACGCACCUCAAAGUAAAUUUGCCGUUCACGGAAUUAUCCUUAAGCCUCAUUCGUGGGAUAGGUUCUCGCGCGUAGGGUAUUUUGGUGUGGAGAAGGAUGACCUCGAGACAUUUGACCAUAACUGGCAGGUUAAUGACCAAUCCUAUCACCUCGAGCGGUCCGAUAACCGAAUUGAUUUUGGGCCUUCUGUUGCGAGCGAUAAUCAUGGUAAUCUGCUGUAUGAAAUAACUAUCAUUUGA
Messenger RNA from Mollisia scopiformis, 1950 nucleotides. RefSeq names its product HET-domain-containing protein. Bases 1 to 1950 code for a protein of 649 amino acids. The record is from RefSeq and is a predicted model, not a curated record. NCBI's taxonomy places the organism in Eukaryota, Fungi, Ascomycota, Leotiomycetes, Helotiales, Mollisiaceae. The transcript has 2 exons.